UAUGACGAUCAAAACUGCAGCUUUUCAGUUGUUGUUUAUCUAACAUUUCGUAAGGACGAAGCCUGAGCUCAAAACGGUUGAUGCAUUUUUCUAGCUGAGCGUUUUGAAAAUCCUCCCUCCCGACUACACGUCCUCUGCAGUGUCCCAUAGUAUCCACAGGGCUCGUCAUGGCGCUCGGACGCAGGAGCUCGCUUCUCCUGUUUUUCUUCGCUUUCUUCUAAAUUGAAUCUACCUGAAUCUCUCGGACUCGGAUUUUUUUUUUCUUUUUUUCGCUGUUUCGACUGAACGACUCACGAGCGAUGAUCUUUUCCUUGCUGAGGUAUACGGGUCUGAACAUAUAAACUUGUGUCCAACUGGGCGAUCAAGAUUUCAGGAUCCCUUUUCCAGGACGAAUUCCCUAGUUCGAGGAACUCGGGGAAAGAAACUGUUCUGGAAGAAGAGGAGGAGUGAGAAGGGGCCCUUAUUUAAGUGAAUGCUAGAGACAUGAUCAUGACUGCGGCAUGGGAGUGACGUGACAUCAGGAUUGGACUUUCCCUCCAAACAACCUUAUAUCCACACACUCACAUCAUGCGCUUCUCUCUUUGGAGAGGCAAAACUGACUGAAUGAACGUCUAUGCUGAGAAAGAUUGUGGGAGUGUGAAAAUGGACGAGUCUGCGCUCCUGGACCUGUUGGAGUGUCCGGUGUGCUUGGAACGUCUGGAUGCUACGGCGAAGGUGUUGCCAUGCCAGCACACGUUUUGUCGGCGCUGCCUGCUUGGAAUUGUGGGGUCGCGUGGAGAACUGCGCUGCCCAGAGUGCCGCACGCUAGUGGAGAGUGGCGUGGAUGAGUUGCCUAGCAACAUCCUCUUGGUACGGCUACUGGACGGUAUCAAGCAGAGACCGAGGAGGACAGGAAGCGUGCAUGGCACAUGUACUAAUGGAUCUGCAGUGGCAGGAGUCCGAUCACAGGGUGCUGGAGGAGGCCAGAGGGAUCCAGGUCCCACAGGGGCACCGUCUCAGAGGGUCCAGGCCAAGAGCACUCCAGUUAGGGGAGUUCCUCAGCUACCCUGUGCCAAGGCCAUAUACAACUAUGAUGGCAAAGAACCCGGAGAUCUCAAAUUCAGCAAGGGUGACAUCAUCAUCCUGCGCCGACAGGUGGAUGAAAACUGGUACCAUGGAGAGAUGGGCGGAGUCCAUGGAUUCUUCCCCACCAACUUUGUCCAGGUCAUCAAACCUCUCCCACAGCCACCCCCUCAAUGUAAGGCCCUGUAUGACUUUGAGCUGAAAGACAAGGAGGCUGACAAGGACUGCUUGCCAUUUUCAAAGGAUGAUAUUCUUACUGUGAUUCGUCGUGUGGAUGAGAACUGGGCGGAAGGCAUGCUGGGAGAUAAGAUUGGCAUCUUCCCCAUAUCUUAUGUAGAGUUUAACAGUGCAGCACGACAACUUAUAGAACUGGACAAGCCAUCUGAAGGUGGAGGAGACUCCAGUGAAGGACCAUCCUCCUCUUCCUCGGGCCCCCAGGCCAACGGCUCCCAGAAAGCCACUGGGGAGAAGAAGAACAGUAAGAAGCGUCACUCCUUCACCUCUCUGACUAUGUCCCAUAAGCCCUGCCUGGCCCCUCCACCCCAGAGACACUCCAUGGAGAUCAGUGGCCCGGUUCUGAUCAGCUCCUCCAACCCUACAGCAGCGGCCCGGAUCGGAGAGCUCAGCGGAGGCCUGUCCUCCAGCGCACCUUCACAGGUUCACAUUUGCACAACAGGACUCAUUGUUACUCCUCCACCAAGCAGUCCUGUCACCACGGCGACAGUUUUCACAUUUCCUCCAGAAACCAGCUAUGCCUCUAUUCCAGUGGAUGCUCUUCCUCCUCCACCACCUCCUCCACCUCAAUCAGUGUCUUCAGCUGUGGGCGCUCUCGCCUUGAAUGCUGGUCAGAGGCCGUCACCCGCUGCGGGUGACCAGAGUGGCCGUCAGAGACCCACAGUGUACGUGGCGAUGUUUCCCUACACGCCCCGAAAGGAAGAUGAGUUGGAAUUAAGGAAGGGGGAGAUGUUUCUGGUGCUGGAGUGCUGUCAGGAUGGCUGGUUUAAAGGAACAUCCAUGCACACCGGCAAGAUCGGAGUGUUCCCUGGUAACUACAUGAGUGCUGUCAACAGGACUGUUUCUGGCAGCAGUCAGCCAAAAGUUCCCCUGACCCUUUGCUCCCAGGCUGGACGUGGCGUCACCAUUGUCAGCCCCUCCUCUGCUCCUCUUGGAGCCACCCUGGGGAGUGUCGACCCCAGCAAACCCCUUCCAGUCUGCCCAAAUCCCACCCUGUCUUGCCCACUUCCUGCUGCUGUAGUAUCAGCCGCACAUAUACCCACUGGACAGCACCCCAAAGUGCUCAUGCAUGUGACGUCACAGAUGACCGUUAACCAGGCACGCAGUGCAGUCAGGACAGCUGUGUGUCAUAGUCAGGACCGGCCUACGGCAGCAGUGACGCCCAUCCAAUCCCACAAUCCUGUGUCCUACCUUCCUAGCACAGCUGUGGUUCUUCAGGCGUCACCUGUCCUCAGCUCCAGCCCGGGAUCCUCCUCAGCCAGGGUCAGUGUGGCUAUGGGCUGUGCCGCCGCCUCCUUGACCCCUCCUAAUGUUAGCGCUGCUUCUUUGGACAGUGAUGCCAUGAGACCUGUCCCUGUGGUAGCACUUCCUGUGAACCCUGGCAGCACAAAAUCUCUCGGUUCAGCCUCGAAUCAUGGUGUUGCUUGUAGACUGGAUAAAGACUGCAAGAGAGAAAAGAAAGGCUUACUGAAACUGCUGUCUAAUAAAAAGAAGCUCCGCCCAUCUCCCCCAUCCUCCCCUACACUGGAGGCGGAGCAGUCUAUUGCCAUGGAAAUGCCCCAGCGGGCAGUCGGACCUGAAAUGGCUCCAUCCAGCUCAGCAGCAGCAGUAGUGGCAGUAGGACACAACGGCCGUGCUGGGGUCUGUCCGAUGGAUCCUGAGCUCUCUGCAUCCUCAUCUUCAUCAAACACAGAUGCAGUGUCACACAGAAGCUGCUCCCAGGACAACACUGCCCCAAUCGCCCCGCCUCCACGACAGCCAUGCUCCUCCCUCCUCUCCAUGCAGCAUGAUGGCCGGCCAAUUGUUUGUGAAAGGUACCGUGUGGUGGUGUCCUACCCUCCCCAAAGCGAAGCAGAGCUGGAACUCAAGGAGGGGGACAUUGUGUUUGUGCACCGAAAACGAGAGGACGGCUGGUUUAAAGGAACAUUACAGAGAAAUGGCCGAACCGGGAUGUUUCCUGGCAGCUUUGUUGACAGUAUCUAACGCACAUGGUGUCUAAGAACAUAGUAUUUAGAUAUUGAAUUCUCCUUCACUGAAAAUACAACUUUAGCCUUAAUAGUUCGAAUUGAUGAGCAGCAGUGAUCAGUAGAACUGGGCUGCUUAUGACUGUUGGCGCAAAGUAUGAGGGUCAUCAGCUGCAUGGAUUUGACCUCAGUCUUAUGAAAAUCUCAAAACCAACUCGACCGGUCCUAGUGGUUCAGCAUUAGAUUAAAUACUUUUGCUGAAACACGGAAGCAACCAAGUUUUAGCCAUUCGCACUAGGCACCCUAUUUUUAGCACAGUAGAUGAAGUUGUGAUGGGAUUCGUUAAUUUAUGCAUCUGUAACAUUUCAAAGACGUUUAAUGUGUGCCCUUGUACUGUCUCACUUUACUGUAUAUAAGCAAAACGAAGAGUCAUGACAAGAACAAUAUGAAUUUUCUUCAUCUGAAAAACAUUUAACUUAUUUUUAUUUUGUAGGAAUGGAGGUUUUUAGGGACAAUUUGUUAUGUGAGCCCAUUGGUCAAAUGCCUGUAGAGUCUGAAUAAUGUCACUGUUGGUCAUUUGCUUGAAAUAAAAUAAAAAAUCAAUACUAGAUGAAGAGCCGAAUGAACUCACAAAGGUUGGUUUGACCAUCCAUAUCUACUUCAUCCUGCAUGUAUUUGGCUCUUUGAGUCAUAUAGGAUGAGGAGUGAGGACACUGCAGGCCUGUAGUCUCAUGUUCUGAUUGGUUGUGGUGUGUGUAAACGCUGAUAUGGCUUUUGUGAAGGUUUGCUGUAGCUACACUGAGCGAGGGAAUGAAGGUUAGCAUAUUAUUAUUUUUAAAAGAUUACACUCAAGACAUUUUAAUCAAAUAUAACUAAUUUUCCUUUGCAAUAACACUAUGGCUUUUUGGUAGUAGAAAAGCUGUUGAGCAGAACAGAAACAAUCACUCAGAGUAAAAGCACAGAGACCCCGAUAUCUUACAGUGGUAAUGCCAUUAUGCUUUUGUGCACACGUGUUUUUUCCCUCUCUGGUUUAGUUUCCUUCAGAAUGUUGUACCGGCCCGUACAUGGAUACACAACUGACCCAGUGGUCUUUGUUUGAGCUACCGAAAAUCACCUUUACAUACCAUAGCAUUAUAAACUGCCUGAUUUUACAUGAGUGAAAAAAAAAUGUUUUUUGCUUCUCUUUAAGUCAGGUUUGUUCUGAUGUUGUCUGCUGUACUUUAGUAUUUUAUGUGAUAUUUCAUGUUUUGUGUACUUGAAAAUGGUGUUUGUGUAUUUUUUAUGCUUCACACAG
This is a messenger RNA of Sinocyclocheilus anshuiensis, 4554 nucleotides long. RefSeq names its product E3 ubiquitin-protein ligase SH3RF1. The transcript has 12 exons. Lineage: Eukaryota; Metazoa; Chordata; Actinopteri; Cypriniformes; Cyprinidae. The record is from RefSeq and is a predicted model, not a curated record. Gene Ontology annotation, molecular function: protein binding. The coding region runs from base 604 to 3279 and encodes 891 amino acids.